GCUAAUGGAGCUUGUUUUUGAUAAAAUUUGAAUUGAAUGAAAUCGAUACUUCAACAAUGGUUAAAUGGAUCGUCUGUUUUAAUGUCCAUCAGAUUAUUGAUCUUGCAAUAUCGCCAUUUUAACAAAUGUCAAGAUAUUACAUCUUUUAAACAGUCUUACAAGUAGAGAGGAAAAUGAUUGUCAUCAAUUUGCUAUUCCUGACUUUAUUAAUUAAUGUGCAAUAUUGUUUAACUUAUUAUCUCAAUGAUUUUAUCAUCGGUGUAGUAACUGGUCCUAAUGGUGGGUUUGUUGAGAGAUCAUUCAAUGCAGCAUUGGAACAGUUAAAUUUAACUUCGAUAACAAUAAGUGAAACUAAAUGGAUUAGAGGAAGUAAUAAUACAGCUGUUAGUGAUAUUUGCGACUCGCUGGUAACUCGAUCGCAUCAAUAUCCAUCGCUCAUCUUUGAUUUUACACCUCAAUCAGUGGAUAAUGAAAAUGGCCAAUUUUCAACUGCUAUUAAAAAAUACUCGCGACUAUCAGGGACUCCAACGGUCAGUACAAGUCUUUCCCUUGGAGCUACCAAGAACCCAUGGAACCGUCUUAAUUCAAUCGAAAACAAUUAUCUUAUUCAUUUAUAUCGACCGGGUGAUGUGAUUCCAAUGAUUAUCCAAGAUAUAAUAACUCUUUACAAUAUAACAGAAGCUGUCAUCCUCCAUGACCAAUCAUUUAUUUUAGAUCAUAAGUUAACUGGGUUGUUGGAUAAAUCGACGGUUGAUUAUGAUGUUAAACGACUGGACGCUGAUACCUUGGAAGACACAAUGAACGAAUUAAAAGCUUCUAAAGUCCAUAAUUAUUUCGUUUUGGCCAAAAUCGCUAAUAUUGAUAGGAUUCUAGAAAUGGCUUCUAGUUUGGGAAUGUUUAGAUUUGCUGAUUCCUGGUUCAUGAUUACCAAGGGAAGAGGCCAAAUAAAGUGUGACAAUUGCACUCAUGGAUCAAUCCUUCUCUAUCAGCCAUCACGAGUCAAGUCCAUUGAAUACGAUCAUUCACCAGGUUUGAACAAUAUCUCAAAGGAAAAAAGAAUUGAUGCUUUCUUUAUUUAUGAUCUGGUUCGUUUAACCUUAAUGAGUGUGGAUGAAAUGGUGAAAACAAAUGUUUGGCCAAUUAACUUAACAUUUCCUGAUUGCGGCAAAUCGUUAACUACACGUCAAAUAGAUGAAAGAAAAGGGUUAAAUCUUAGAGAUCAGAUGUCAUUAGAAGGUUUCUUUGGAUUAUUUGGUCAGUUCGUUAUAUCUCCUUCAACAACUCCAAAUCCCCUUUCUAACCAGCUUUCAGAUGGUUUUGAUCAAUUCAUUGAUUACCAAGAGAUAAUUAUGAGAGUUUCAAAAGUUGAACUAUGGAAUUACCAACCUUUUCGUUAUUACCUGGUCAGUGAAUGGAUUGCAGAACCACCAAGGGGUCGGUUUAUUUUAACUGGAGCCAUUCAAGCAGCUUCAAAACCUUUAUACAGAAUAGUCACAAUUCAGCAACCACCUUUUGUGAUGAAAUGGCCGAACGGUACUUGGUAUGGAUACUGUAUAGAUUUACUUGAGGCAAUUCAAGAUCGACUUGCUGAAGAAGAUAAGUUCGACUAUGAAUUAUAUGAAUCUCCCGAUGGUAAAUAUGGUGAUAAAGACCCAACAACCGGCAAAUGGGACGGCAUAAUGGGAGAGAUACAAUCUGACAAAGCUCAGAUUGGGAUAGGUUCUGUAACGGUUAUGGCUGAAAGAGAGUCGAUUGUAGACUUUACGGUUCCUUAUUACGAUCUCGUUGGAAUAUCAAUCCUGAUGAAAAAAACAACAACACCUUCACAUAUGUUUAAAUUUUUAACAGUCUUGACUAAUGAAGUUUGGUUGUCAGUCCUUGUAUGUUAUCUCGCCACCUGUGCUGCUAUGUUCAUCAUUGAUAGACUGAGCCCAUACAGUUAUCGUAACACAAAGAAUAAACGCAAAGAUCAAAAUGCUUCUCGAGAUUUCAAUUUAAAAGAGUGUUUCUGGUUUUGUAUGACAUCGUUGACACCACAAGGUGGAGGUGAAGCUCCUAUCAACUUAUCGGGACGAUUUGUUGCAGCCAUUUGGUGGAUAUUUGGUUUUGUAUUGGUUGCUACUUAUACUGCUAAUUUAGCUGCUUUCUUGACAGUUUCCCGUCUUGAUUCACCAAUUGAUGGACUUGAUAAAUUAGUUGAACAGUACAGAAUCAGAUAUGCACCAGUAAAGGAUACCCUAUCAAUGAUUUACUUCAAAAGAAUGGCUUAUAUUGAAAAGAAGUUUUACGAAAUCUGGAAAGAUAUGGCUCUUGAUGAAAAUUUAGAUAAAAAGGAAAGAGGCAAACUAACUGUCUGGGAUUACCCUUUAACGCAAAAAUAUUCAAAUAUAUUAAAACAGAUUGAAAUGACUGGAAUGCCUAAAACUUUUGAAGAAGGAGUUGCACGAGUUAAAAAAUCGAAAAACUCAGCUGAAGGUUUUGCAUUGCUUGCUGAUGCAACCAAAAUACGUUAUGCUGCAAUGACAAAUUGUGACUUACAGCAAGUUGGCAAUGAAUUUAGUCGAAAGCCUAUUGCAUUGGCAGUUCAAGAAAAUUCACCCUUGAAAGACAAAUUAAGCUCAGCUAUAUUGAAGCUUCUUAAUCUACGUAAAUUGGAAUCACUGAAGGAAAAGUGGUGGAGCAAUAAUCCUGAAAAAGCAGAUUGUGAAGAUCCAAAGAAAGCUAGUGAUGGAAUCAGUAUCAGAAAUAUUGGUGGUGUUUUCAUCGUAAUUUCUGUUGGUGUUGUUCUUGCUUGUAUAACCUUAAUCUGGGAACAUUGCAUCGUUAAAAAAUUCAGAAAGUCAUCAGCUAAAGUAUCAAAUGUUUUCAGACAAGAAAUUGGAAAGAAAGAAUCUUCAAAACUCUAUAAUUUUCCAAUGCCAUACAACCCAAAGAUGAAGGAAAAGAUAUAAAUUACCAUAAAAGAAUUAAUUUUAUCGCGACUCAAUUUCUUCGAAUAUUUGUGGCUAUAUAACAUUUAUUCAAUCAUGUUGAUCCAAGUGUUACAAACUGAAACAUAAUGAAAAGUAGUAGUUUCACUGAUUCGAUUGGCACUAAUUUUUGUAACAUGUUGAAAAUUAAAGAUAAAAAUAUUCGAGUUGAUGAUAAA
Tetranychus urticae (two-spotted spider mite) is the source of this 3148-nucleotide messenger RNA. RefSeq names its product ionotropic receptor coreceptor Ir25a-like. Gene Ontology annotation, cellular component: membrane. Gene Ontology annotation, biological process: monoatomic ion transport. The record is from RefSeq and is a predicted model, not a curated record. NCBI's taxonomy places the organism in Eukaryota, Metazoa, Arthropoda, Arachnida, Trombidiformes, Tetranychidae. Gene Ontology annotation, molecular function: signaling receptor activity; ligand-gated monoatomic ion channel activity.